AUGGGCAAGACGACGCUGCUGAAGCAUCUGGCCGCGCGGCGCUUGUGCGUACCGGAGCACUGGAGUGUCACGCUGGUGCAGCAGGAAGCAGACGCCACAGAGGUCCCGGUUGGGGUGGUGGAUGAAGUGCUCCGUGCCGAUCGCCGGCGUCGCGAUCUGCUCCAGCGGGAGGCUGAGUUUGUAUGGAUCCCCAAACGAGCCUCUGUGCAGUUUGCCAUUCAACAAGCCCUUCCUCAUGCAAAGAGUUUUCAUUUCCAACUCAUCCAAAUGGGGAUUCACGAGCUCACCUUCGAUGAUCGUAUUGAAGAAGAGCAUCAGUGCACUGUCAUGGUUGACACUGUCAAACUGGAACGAUGUGUCAAGCCUGAUUUCCAUGAGCUUGCUUUGCUUGUCACAGUUGACGUGUGUUGGAAGUUCUCGGAUUUGAUUGCCUUUGUCGCUUGUGAAUGCCGUGUGCUCCCAAGUAAAGUGAUUAUUUUGGAUGGUGAUUCUCCCAUGCCUGAGGGUGCUUUCGUCCUCCAGCAAUUGUGCAGUUCAUUCCGAGCAACGAUCUUUGUCAACCCCUUGGACACUAGACAGCUCAUUCCAAAGAAGCUUUGUGAUUUUGGGCAGGCUAAAGAUAUCAGAGUUGCUGGAGUUAAGGUUGCCAAUCCCAUUUUCACUGACAACGCCUUGCCGUCGGACUCAGGAUUCAUCAGAUUUGCUGUCAGGAACCCCAAAUGGGGAUCAAUCAGGUCCGUAGCUGUGCACAACAAAACACCGCUACAGUGCUUGGUCUCCAUGUUGCUCCCAGAUUUUGAUGAACCAAUACCGUAUAUCACAGCUCAAAGCGUGAUCCUAGACCAGUCCAUGCCUGUCUGUCAACUGCUUGAGUAUGAAGACAUCGAAUUGCAUUUUUCAGGGUUCAAGCCUUGGCCUGUCACGAACCUUGAAUAUCUCAUUCCAUUUGCACCGUUGGUCCCACAAGAUCCGCAGUUCACUGUCAAGAUUUGGGUGAAGGGCCCUUUUGACUAUCGUGCCAAGAUUUGCCAUGUCGACAAGGAGUGGUCUGUUACUAAGCUUGCUGCUUCGUACCAAGUCUUGCACAAGAGCAACCUGACCAUGAUUGCCAUGCAGCACGGGAAAGCUGUUGACACAAGGUGGAGCCAAGUCGGAGGACCUGCAGCGAUUCUUGGAACCAUUGCUGACGAAGAGGGUGUAUUGGAGAGUGCUGUGAAAGCUAGGGUCCAAACCAUUCUCAGCAAGAUUGACAAUGCCACCAUUCGUGCACACAUGCAUGAUGAUCCCCAGACCUUUUGGGGUUAUCUAAAGCAGUGGGCCAAUGAUGCAAAGCUCAGGCUCAUCACACCAGAAGAGCUCAAAGCCCAAAAGAAAGCUGGUAGGCUUGAGGCAAAGGAGCAUUCAUCAGCAAGUUCGAGUGUCAAAAACAAGAAGCUCAGUGAAGCCACUGCUGAAAAGGUUGCUAUUGACACCUUGCACUUUGUUGCCAACAAUGCCGCAGUCAAGCAGAUUGAUCUCAAUGGGUUUGCCCCAGAUAGGACUGGAAUUGCCAUCGUCACACCUGAAGAAGCUAUGAAGCUGGAAGCGGAGGGAGACGCCGAGGCCCUCGACCAUGUCUCGAGAGACGCACAGGAGUUGCAAAAGCUCUGCGAGGAGUUGAGCUCCGUCGCACAGGACGGAGCUCCGGAAGAUGGAGAGGACUUGGAUGCCAUGGGAGCAGAGGCAGCAGAGGCGUCGGUGCGGAAGAUCCUGUGCGGCUUGGGCUUCACCAGUGCCAUGAUGGAUGGUCCGGUGCACGUCUUGCCCUUCGGACCUGGUGACGUUUUGCACGGCUUGGAGUCUGGGACUGGGAGGUGUUGGGCAGAAACGAUAGAUUUUUCCGAAUGGGGGUGUGACUGCAAACUGUAUAUAGACAUAGAACAAGUGAAGGGAACACGGAUGGGGAUGGAGAUCAGGUUGGAUAAUCCUUGUGGUGUGAGGCUGUUUCUUUCAACAUUGCAUGUGUUGAGUGGUAUGAAGGGGUUCUUGAAUGUUGCUAUGGAUGAUAGCAUCGAUCCGCAUCAAACAGCUUUACAAUAG
Durusdinium trenchii is the source of this 2079-nucleotide messenger RNA. The record is from the annotation of a GenBank genome assembly. Lineage: Eukaryota; Dinophyceae; Suessiales; Symbiodiniaceae.